CGCGCGCUCUGUUAUGUCACAGCAUCCUGCCUUGCUUUCAGAACUGAACGUCGUUUAUCCAAUGAUGGGAUCAGAUCGCAAUAGUAACAGUAUUUACACUCUCUUCACUUUAGCAUCGUUAUCAAGAAAGAAAUCAUCUUAGAUUCGCUAGUAACGCGGCGUCCGCACAGCUCCGUGCAUGAUUUUGAAGCACACGGGCUAUGCAUGCCAUGCAGUAUACAUGUCGAUAUGUAGAAUUGUAAUGGACCUAAAUGCGCGGCAAUGUGGGAAAAGCACGCCUGCGUGAGGAUAGCAAAGAGAAAAAUUCAGCUGGAGCUUUGGAUCUAUCUGUGCUUUUUUUUUUUUAUUUGUAUGUAUUAAUAAUCCAAGAAAGACUUCCACUACAGUUGCAUGGGGCUAUUUUCUUCUCUGCAAGCGUUUCUCUUGCUGCACUGUCCUCUUGUUUUCACCACUUCAGAUAUAAUCAAGUCUGGAAAAAAUUACACCACUGCAUAUGAGAACAUCACCCUUCUUUGCAAAAAGGAGAAGGUCAGACCUGGAAGCUGCUUGGUGAACCGUUUAAGAUGUUACUAUAGGAAAGACUGCAGGGAGUACAUAUUGAUGAAACUGAUUUGUUCAGUGAGCUCAAACCAGAGCAGUCAUGCUCAUGAUUACCCAGACUGCCAAGAAGGGGGCAAUGAAGCCAGCCUGCUGGUGUCCCCUCUGGUGGUGGCCGGCAUCGUCAUUGGCCUGGUGCUCUUCCUCUCCUGCAUCACCAUCAUUGUGGGCAGUCUGCGCAAAGACAGACAUCUGCACAACCCCCACCUGCGAGCCAGCUAUGCUCCUGAUAGCCUCUCAUAUGGUGGUUCCAUUGGAGAGUUGAGGUCCACUUGUAUUGAGGAGUUUCCCCCUCCAUUCGACUCUUACGUGGAGACGCUAUCUCAAAUCAACAUCAUGUACCCAGACUCCCCACCUCAUUAUAAUGAAUGCGUGGGACCAGGGACACAGUUAUAUGUUCCUACUGAUGAUCCACCAGCCUACUCGCUCACAGACCCGUGCCGGGAGCAGGCUGCCCCACACAACUACAGAGAGAUGGAGGCUCUGCCUGCUGGUGCUUCCUGGGUGUCAGCAAGUUGCUCUUCCAGAUACUCAACCAGGCUGCAGGAUUUGAGGCACCAGCCAGUCGCCUCCAUCUCUUUGUCAGCCUUACCUUUAGAAGAGGCACCCCCAUAUGAGGCAGUAGUGAGUGAACAAAACCAGCCCCUCCCUCUGAUGCCCCUGGAUCUUCUCAAACACACUGCUGAGGACAGCAGUCUCCAGGACAUUGUUACCCACAGGAUCUGGUAAUACAUGCCACUCCAACACAAAUGUGCAUCACCUGUACCAAACCAGCUUUGAGAUGGACUUCUUUGUUUGACAAGGGUCACCCCAGACAAUGUAGACACAAUGGAAAAGACCCAGAGCUCAGAGCUGAAACAGACACCCGCAGAACCCCACAAUCUCCUCUGAUAUCAACCAACACAGCUAUGAGACACUGCAUGUCCUGUUUUAGCUAACACAAAGGGAGCCACCCUUACGAACGCGCGCGCGCGCGUGUGUGUGUGUGUGUGUGUGUGUGUGUGUGUCUUCAUUUUACGUUGUCUUUUGCCUAUGGUGUGAUUAGAUGCCAGUUUCUUCAUUUACAAAUAGACUUAUAGAUGAUUUAACCAUUUCUUUUGCACCAGAGCUAAAUUCAACAAUUUAAAUUUUGCCAAGCAAGGCAUCUUAGACUUAAUCAAUAAAGUUACAUAGGUUCAUAAUAGUGAUUUUUUUUUUUUUCAUUUACAUUUUAGGUGUAAAAUGAGACCUUUCUCUUCUUCAUCAUGAGUAAGAGAAAGUGCAUGCACAUAGGUGUAUGUUCAUGUGUUUCUACAUGACUUUCUAUUUAUUGCAACAUAUUUCAUUUGAAUUGUUAACCUUUUUUUGUUUGUUUGUUUUGUACUUUUUGUACAUUUUUUAAAUAAUAUUUAGUAAAUUUCAUAGAUAUCAUAGAAGAGAAGUGACCUUUAAAGCAAUGUAAAUGACACCAGAAGAUGAAAUGCUUUUUAAUCCAUACUUUCAUUAAACCUCAUUGCAUUUCUUUACACCUUUACAACUAGAUCACUGUGAUUUCUUGGUAACACUUUACAAUAAGGUUGUAUUCAUUAACUUUACAUUAGUUAACAACAUUAGUUAUUAAGAACUAACAUUGAACAAUAUUUUACAGCAUUUAUUCAUCUUGGUUAAUGUUAAUUACAACGUGCUAAUCCAUUUUUUUUAUUAAAAGUUGUACACGUUAAUGC
This is a messenger RNA of Xyrauchen texanus (razorback sucker), 2300 nucleotides long. Its product is annotated as protein BEAN1-like. The transcript is spliced from 6 exons. Lineage: Eukaryota; Metazoa; Chordata; Actinopteri; Cypriniformes; Catostomidae. The record is from RefSeq and is a predicted model, not a curated record. The coding region runs from base 391 to 1326 and encodes 311 amino acids.